Messenger RNA from Williopsis jadinii, 183 nucleotides. RefSeq names its product GAL4-like domain-containing transcription factor. Gene Ontology annotation, molecular function: DNA-binding transcription factor activity, RNA polymerase II-specific; zinc ion binding; sequence-specific DNA binding. Gene Ontology annotation, biological process: positive regulation of transcription by RNA polymerase II. Gene Ontology annotation, cellular component: nucleus. The annotation marks the transcript as partial. The transcript has a single exon. The record is from RefSeq and is a predicted model, not a curated record. Lineage: Eukaryota; Fungi; Ascomycota; Saccharomycetes; Phaffomycetales; Wickerhamomycetaceae.
AAUGCGGGUCUGACAAGAACAUCGCAGGCGUGUGACCGUUGUAGGAUCAAAAAGAUUAAAUGUGACGGAAAGAUCCCAAGUUGUACUAAUUGUCUCAACAUCGGCUAUAACUGUCAGACAAGUGACAAAUUGACGAGACGUGCAUUCCCAAGAGGCUACACGGAAAAUCUCGAGAAGAACCUU